AGCUCUGUUCAUUUAAUAAUUUUCGAUGUAAUAACUUUUACCAAAAGCAUGAUUUUCUUAAACAAAUGCUGCUAUAUACACCGCAUGUGUUUGGUCACAAGCGUCUAUGACGUUGGUGAUUUUAUACUCGUGGAACUCAUGCGCGCGACUCGAGGGGCCUCUCGAAAUGACUGGGUCACGAGAAGUCCCACACCAGCGCGCACUCCGUGCAUUUCACGGCCACGGCGCAGCAGCACGGGGAUUCACGUGGGGUGGGCUGGCAAAAACCCACAGCAAACCCACAGCUGUGCGGAAAUGACACAGUACCGUCACGUCACGCGAGAGGGCACUGACUAGAGAAAAAAGCAGCGAAGAGAAACACGGACAACAGUUACCCGUGGACAAAUCCACUGGAUUUAAAUACGCGACUAUGGCCGAUGCCUCGUAACCUAUUGCACAGGGCUGCCCGGCGUCGCAAAGAAGUUAAAGUCGAGAAAGAUGCAGAGGACGUUAUUGAAAACACAGAGGGAAAGAUGGAGAGUUUCUUUAAGAGCAUUACAAAACGAGCAUCUACAGGUUCUGACGUGGAAAGGCCAAACAGUGGGAAGAGGAUCAAGGUGACAACACCGGCCGGAGAAAACCUCCUUGACAGCAGUUCAGAUGACGGAAGCAGGUCAUGCUCAUACGUCCACAGAUCUUCUCCAGAGCAGAUUUCCAUCUCUUCAUACAGAAAACCACUCUACAGCAUCACACAUCGUAUCUCUGAGCGUAAAGCUGCAUCCAGUCUGGACCAGAGUGAAGCCCACAAUGGGGUGAGAGCAAGCCAGAAUGGUGUCCACUUCCAAAAACUAGGCAACUCUAGAAAGCAUCACAUGUUUAAGGCUUCCCCAACUGUAGGGGUCACAGGAUCUCCUGCUUCCUUGGAUUCUCACCUCUACCCACUCAUUGAGAAGAUGUUUUUCCUCCUUAACACACUGAAUUCCAGCAUGACCCAGCUACACAGUAAGGUGGACUUACUUUCGCUGGAAGUGACGCGAAUAAAAAAACAAAUGAAGCCCUCUGAGAUGGUCAUGGAAUUUCAGCCUCCUCCUGAAUACCAGCUGACCAGUGAGGAACUCGCCCAACUGAUGGAGCAAACGUCCACCGCGGGUGAGCUUGGCUGCAGGCUUCUCGUUCAACUGUUCCCAGAACUUUUCACAACAAAGGAAUGUGCGCACGGCUGCAGCACAUGCAGCCUCACAAGUAAACGGACAUUAGAUUCAUUGCAUCUUCAGCUAAUACGCAACUAUGUGGAGGCCUGCUACCCGCUAGUGAAAAAUGAAAACGUCUGGCAGACAGAAUGCUUGCUGCAGAUCAAUGACUUCUUGAAUCGUUACUGGGCUCAGAAGGACAUGGAGAGUGGUCAGGUGUGUGACAAACAGGCUCCGAUGGUUGUCGGGUUUGACAUAGAACCAAAUCACACUUGCCAUUUCAUUAGCGAAGAUGCCCAAGAUGAAACUCUUUCCCUCAACUCUGGAGAGAACAACGAUGUUCAUUCUAACAAUGUCAGCUCGGAUGUAGUGCUGGACUCCCAUGAGGCUGCUGGUGAUGACUCUGAAGACUUAACGUCCCCGGAGGAGCUUGUCAUUUUUUUGUUGAACAGACUCUUCCCGGAGGUGUUUGAGGAGGGCAAGUUGCCAGAGGGCCACAACAGCAUUGGACAGUUAAUCACUGACUCAGACAGACUAGAAAUUCUGCGAAAAUACAUGGAGGCCAAUUUCCCUGAUAUUCCAGAGGACACCUGGUUGCAGUUGUGUGUGCAACGAAUGGAGGAAGCACUGGAGAACGCUUCAACCAGUGGGAACGGAGAGAUGUACAACACUACCCGUCUACCUGACAACAUCUCUAUUGUUAAAAUCAGUGACCUGUGUGAUUACGAGAAACCAAAUCGCAGGUCUAAGAAAUCAUGGCUAGAGCCUAUGGAUUUUGACAAACUAGAGAUUCCUCUUCCGAACUUUGAUGUUCCUCAGGAGUAUUUACUUACUAAGGAACAGCUAAAGAAUAACUACGAAUGCAGUCUGUCAAUUGGGAACUUUGCAUCUCGUCUCCUGGUUCUCAUGUUCCCUGAGCUCUUCACUAACGAGAACGCACGUAAAUAUUACAACUGCAGCGGAUCUCUAGGCAAGAAACAGCUAGAUCCUUUACGAAUAAGUCUCAUCCGACAUUAUGUACAACUGCUCUACCCACAAGCUAAGAACGACCGCGUAUGGACCCUUGAGUUUGUCGGCAAACUUGAUGAACGAUGUAGACGACGAGAUACCGACCAACGACGUUCAUAUCAACAACAGCGGAAAGCCUGUUCACCUGAUCAAGAGCCUGACCCGAAUGACUCCCUGUUAUCUGCUGGCCAAAUCAAUGCUCUUACUUCUGAUCGCUUGAAAGAGGACUUUGAAGUCCUGUCUUCACCCCUGGAGAAAAGCAGCAAAGAUUUCUGCAAGAUUCCUCUCGAGGACCUCUCGGUACCCACCCCAGACUUCCCAGUGCCUUCUGAAUACCUGCUUACGGAUGCUGAAGUGAGGGAGAUUGUCCAACAGAGUCUGUCUGUGGGAAAUUUUGCUGCUCGCCUUCUCGUCCGCCUCUUCCCCGAGCUUUUCACACAGGAAAAUUUGCGGCUGCAGUAUAACCACUCUGGGGCCUGCAACAAGAAGCAGCUGGACCCCAUGCGCCUUCGACUUAUUCGUCAUUACGUGGAAGCCGUCUAUCCUGUUGACAAGAUGGAGGAGGUGUGGCACUAUGAAUGUGUGCCAAGCAUCGACGAGCGCUGUAGACGGCCCAAUCGCAAGAAAUGUGACAUUCUAAAGAAGGCAAAGAGAUCAAACAACACUGUGACUUACUCUUGAACAAUGUUCCUGCAAACUGCAGAUCUGUUUUCCUAUUUUACACAACAUACCUGUUAUUUGCACAAGCAGAUUUUAACCUAUCCUUGUUUAAGGUCCGGUUUGGCUGGUUAAAUUCAAAUGUUGGCCUUUAAAUGGGACAGAUUAGUAGGUGACAAAAAAGUUUGUGACUGAAGCCACUAUCACCUGAUAGUUAUUAGUGUUACUAUUUAUAUGCCAAAAUAGAGUGUUGCAGGAAUGACGUCAGAACACGGAAUGAAUGAUGUUUAGUGUUCCCUAAUGUAAAAUAAGGUCUCUGGUAAAUAUAACUCCAGAACUCCCUAGAGGUUCUUAUCUGUAAUGUAUGAUUUAUAAAAUACUCAAAACAGUACAGGUUUUUAAAACCCAGGUUCAUUCUGAAAACGUACCUCUAUGUACAUUUCUGGAGAGUGCCAAAUACGUCCCAGGAGCUGCGUUUUUUGCAGCUUUUUUUUAAUCCACCAGAGGCCACUGUGUACACUUUUUGAAAUCUCAAAUUUCUCUUGCACCUGUUGUCCUCGCGUAAAUGCGUAAGGCCGCUGUCAACUGACUGUUUGACUGGUUGAAUGACUGACUGACCGAUCAACUGACCCACUCUCCUUCUUCCCUAAACACUACCAAUAGUAAUUACAAAAGCACUUAUUGACCCAUCAACCCCCUUCCCUAAUCCCAACCGAGUUUAAAAAGCAAUCCAAAAAAAGAAAUCCCUUGCCUAAUAUUAAUCACGUUUUCAGAUUUUAUCACAUUCUCACCCUGUUAUUUACUUGUUUAUUUUAUUUUUUGAAUUCUGUUUUUGUCUGACUUUGUCCUGCUUUCUGGAAUUGUUUUUCACCGGACUCAAACUCUCAUCAAUCAAGUCCCCAACGUAUAUGGCGAGCUAACUGGACAAACGUAAAAGUGUCCAUACGGAAGUAAGCAGUCAGCUGUAGGCGAGAAAAGGAUAUAACCGCCCCAUAUUGUUCGUUUUAAAGAUGAAAUGCAGCCAUACAUAUUUCUGGCUACGUAAUUCGUGAUCUCCAGAAACGUAUACAGGCCUCUGUUUUCAGAAUGAGCCUAUGUUUGGAUUUCAAUUUGGAUAUAUCCAAUCUAGAUUGCAGAGAAAAAGCAAAUCAUAUUGUCUUUACCUCAAUUUUUUUUCCUAAAUUGAAAAACACCCCGAGGCAAAUAUAUGUAGGGAAUCAAUUGUGAAUUAUUCUUCCAGGUUCUAACAUAAUUCUUUCACUACUCUAUAUUAUUGAUGUUAUUCUAAUGUCUAAUUAAUAGAUAAGCUAAAGGUAGCCUUAAUCAAUUAAAAUGUAAACUUUUAGUUCUUUAAAAAAUAGGUCACUUUAGAUAGGGGUGAGGGCAGAGAAGAUAUAUAUAAAUAUAUAUUUUUUGUUUGUUUGUUUUAAGUUGUAGCAAUGUUGCAUCACUGGCUUUUCUAAUUAUCAGCAUAUUGAAGUGUGUCCUGCCUUACAGGAAGUCGAUCUUAAUUAUAUGUACUAAACUAUAGCACCAGGUUAAACGUUAUAUAUUUUUAAAUAAAAAUAUCACUUCCUAGCCGA
Molecule: messenger RNA, 4417 nt
Organism: Danio rerio (zebrafish)
Lineage: Eukaryota; Metazoa; Chordata; Actinopteri; Cypriniformes; Danionidae
Source: RefSeq, a predicted model, not a curated record